Messenger RNA from Dryobates pubescens (Downy woodpecker), 7341 nucleotides. RefSeq names its product interactor of little elongation complex ELL subunit 1 (gene ICE1). The transcript is spliced from 20 exons. The record is from RefSeq and is a predicted model, not a curated record. NCBI's taxonomy places the organism in Eukaryota, Metazoa, Chordata, Aves, Piciformes, Picidae. The coding region runs from base 1 to 6603 and encodes 2200 amino acids.
AUGCAUACCAUCACGGUGCUCGGGAAAGGUGUGGGGGCGGUCACUGCUUUCAUCGGCUACGGCGCCAGUCACGGGCCACGCUCGACAAUGGGCCCCCACAGAGCGCACUUCCCGCCGUUUUCUGCGCUACCGCCAGGCAGGCAGCGCCGGGGCCACCCUGGUGAGGGCGAGCAGGGCUUUGCCGAGGCGGCGGCGCGCCGCGUGACGCAGCGGGCCGCGCCUCCGCGCCGUUGUCGGCGUCGGGACGCGCGUGCCGGGGAGGUCGCUGCCGGGCGGCGGGGCGCGGCGGGCACUAUGAUGCCUGGGGAGACACCGCCGCCGCCCGCCGGGACUGCCGCCGCCGCCGCCGCCUGCGCCAACUGCGGCGUUCUCCAGCAGAAUAUAAAUGAAUAUGUAACAGCAUUAAUUGCACUGAAGCAAAAAAUGAUUGAUGGAGAUCGUUUGCUGACGGAGUAUCAACAGAAAUGCACAGAGCUUCAGUUUGCUGAACGAGAGAUCUCUGCUCUACGUUGCCAAGUGGAGCAGAUGCUUCAGAAAAUCCUGCCUCUGGAAAAGUGCCAGGAAGAGUUGGGUUCCUUGAAAGCAGAGCUGGAAGAGAAAAAGAGUUCUCUCAAGAUUUAUCGGGAGAGUCAACUGGAAUAUGUGAAAAUUAAAGAAGAGAUAGUAAACAGUGAUGCUGUGAGAAAGAAACUGGAAACAAAAGUGAAGAAACUUGAAGAGGCUGCAACAAAGCAUACACAGGACUUCAGACAACUGAAAACUGAAAAGAAAAGGCUUGAAAAAGAGCUAAAACAGGCACAAGGAAAGCUUGAUGGUGUACUUCAAGAGAAGUGCAGAAAAGUUAAGCAUGCGGAGACCCAGAGUUCAAGUGAAGAUCUUAAAACAGAUAUAGACAAAGAAAAAAUAAAACUUCUGUUAGAAGAACUCUGGAUGUGUAUAGACAGUGCAACAGGAAAAAGAAAGAAUCAGGAGAACGAUCCUGUCUGGGUUCCUGUUCAGGGUAAGGCAUGGCCUGAAAAAAGAAGACUGGCUGUUACAGAAGAUCCUGUACAAAUCCAGCAAAAGAUCAGGAAGUGUGAUGGCACAAUGCUGCCUUGGUAUUCUUCACUGGAAGGUGCUGGAAAGCAAAAUUCUGUAACACCUGUGCAACUUGAAGUGAGUACUGAGCCUUUUGGAGGUGACUCUGUUGAGAAGAGGAUUACUGAAGAAUGUCUGCAUGGUGGUGAGGAUAAAACUGUGGAUGUGAUAAUACAGACAGAUGGGGCACAUAGCAGUUCAGACCUCUCUGAUCAGGAACAAAAGGGACCCAGUGGAAUUGUGAUGGAUAUAUUGAAUUGGGCCAGGCCUCUCCCUGCUCUGCUGUCACCAAUACAACAUUCACCCAUAACUACACAGGAUAUAUUGUUUGGAGAAGUCACAGGUUCCAGUGAUGAAGAAGUUGAUUGCAGUGCUUCUGCAGUAGAGGAAAUUUUACAAGAAGACCAAGUUGGGCCUCAGAGUUGUAAUGUAUUCAGCCUCAGUGAGGAGUGUAACAGACAGAGCAAAUCAUGUGAGCACAGUCUUGAUGCAGACAUCUUGCAUAACCUGAGGUGGAAUGAAAAGAUGUCAAGCAAGGAGGAGAGUGAUGCUGAAACACAGCAAACUGGUGCUGCUACUUUAAUUGCAAACAUGGAAACUAACAUGGAAGAGAAUUCUGAGAACAUGGAAACUGAGAAGAGAAACCUAACUGAAGCAAGAGAACAUGAAUUGGAAGCCAAUGAAAACCAGAAAGGAGACAGUGAGGGUAUGCGCAGUGAAGAGGAAGGUUCUUCAACUGAAUUUACAUUACACAACUUUAACCCUCAGAAUCAGAUAGAAAGACAUAGUGAGCUACAGCAAACAGAAGAGAAUGCAAUCUUAAUUGGAUCUGUUGAUUAUGAGGGUACACAUGACAAGCAUGAUGUAUUAAUGAGAGCUGGAAGAGAUGGAUUAUCUGGAGAGACCAAAACUCCCAGGGCAGUAUCUGUUCCCCAAAACAUUACUCAUUUGCCACCUGAGCAAUACACUGUGCUUCAAAGUGAACACUCUAAGGAGAAAUCUGACAUGUUGAUACAGAAUGAAGUAGUUGAAAAUGAACCAAAAAAUGGAAUCAAAGCAAGUGACAUAGGGGAAAAUAUAAAACCAGCAAUAAUUGGAGAGGAAAUGACAGCUGCAAUAGAGGUUGAAGCAAAUAAUGAGAGAGAACUCUCUGAAAAUGUAUUGCCUGAUUUCAGUAGUUCAAAAUCCUUCUGUGAAGUGGAGUGUCCUGAAGAUGUUAUGAUACAUGAUGGGGAGGGAAUAAUUACAGAAACUGAGGCAGACACUGGAUCUGUUGACUGCUUUGUACGCCCUCAGUGCUCUGAAAUAAAACAUGACAGUGAAGAGGUACUGGAGGAACAGUGUAUGCAAACCAUAAAAGAUGGGGAUGACAGAGAGUAUGAACCAGAGACAGUUACAGUCUCUAGACAUUCCUUAUCUUUAUCUGCUGAUGAAGUAAUCAGCAAUUCAUUGUCUAUGGAUGACAUAGACAAAAGUGUAGGUAUGGAGUGGACUGCUUUGUCAGCCUUUACAAAAGAUGAUGAACACCUCAAAACUGAAAACGUGAAUGUAACCAGCCCUGAGACUAUUGAAGUAGCCAUAAAAUUUAAUGGAGAAUGUGUUCUGGAAAUAGCUGAAUCAUCAGAGCUACUCCAUAGUGCAGAAAAUGCACAAUUAGUAGAUAUAAAUGAAGGGGGAUAUUUAAAAGGCAAACCACAGCUGGAAGAAAAUGGUAGUACUUCACCACAAGAGAAGUCAGAAUUGGAAAGUAUACUUGCACUGCCAAAGAUGGCAAGCAUUACUGAUGCAGAAAGCAGUGUAGCUACACGUGAAUCCUCUGUGUUGGAUGUGAUGGCAAUAAAAGGUGAAAUAAAACAACCUGAAAAUCUGUGUAGUACAUUAGAAUGUGGGUCAUCCAAACCUCAAAACUUCAGAGUGCUUGAAUCUCAAGAGACUGGAUUUAACGUCAGUCCAGACAAUUUUGAAGAGGAAAGCAGUGAGCUGUUAGGACGAGUGGAUACCGUUGAGUCUGUCUUAGCAGAAAGUAAUCUUGCGUCUCCAACAGAGUUUGCAAAACCUCUGAAUUACUUCUUGGUAGCUGAAAAUGUUAAAUGUGAUGAAAUAAAAGGGGAAUUAAAUGAACAAAGUCAGGAAUUGGUGACUGAGACUUGUUCCAGUUCAUUUAACUGGGAAGAGAAUGUUGUGAAGAAAAAUAUUUCAGAGAUCAUCUGCUCGCCUGCUUCAGAAAUGGAUUUUAAUAGUAACUUGGCUUUUUCUACUCAAGGGGACUUGGAAAUGGGCUGUAUAAAUACUGAAGAAAUGGAUUCUGCUGUGCAAGUGGGAAUUGGUUUGGAAUCCGCAAUGCCUCCAGAUCUAAAUGUCAGUCUUCAGAAAGUCGUUAGUUUUGUUGAAACCAAUUUCACAGAAAAUGCUGCUUCCCAUACGUGGGAAACCAAAGGAGAUGAAAAUUCUGUUGGUGCACUUAACUGCUCUUCAGAAAGCUUGGAAGAGCCUGCUGAGAUCCUGUCUGCUGAAAGUGACAACAUGUACAAAGAACUGGACUGCCCUGAGAAGGAAUAUGGACACAAAAUUGAUGUGGAAAUUCCAUAUGUGCAUGAGCAGCCAGGAGAUAAAGAACCUAAUAAAUCACACGUCCUAGAUGCAGACUCUUAUAAUGAGAAUACUUUGGCAGUUAGUCAUGUAAGAGCAGACAGUGUGGUGGAUAUGGAUACACACUGUGAAACAAACAACUCCAGAGAUAGUGCAAAUGAAUUGUCAGGUGAGGUUGGGGAGAAUUAUCCUGCAGACCUAGCCUCUUGGAAAAGAGAGGACAUAUUACUAACCUCUGAAAAUAGUGAGGAUACUAUUGAAUGCAUGGUAGAUUCUAACAGAACUGACAGUGAUAGCGAGGGAGGUCUGUUAAAACCUAAGACAUCAAAAGAAAGCCUUGAGGUGCCAAAUGCUUCCAAAAAUACAUUACCAGUAUGCCAGAUGUUAACUAGUGUCUCAGAAACUUACAGACUGUCUGAAAGAAACAGUAAAUCAAGCACCAAAAUGCUAGCAAUUGGAAAUUCUUUAGAAGAAAAUGAUUCUGAAAAGCUUCAGUCAAAUGUGGAGCAAAACCUACUACACAGUGUUGAUAGGGGGAUCCCAGUGUCUGAAGAAUAUAGUCACAAUCAACCUAGCACCACUUGCAACAUGGGAGAAGACAACACUAAUGUUAUCCUAGAUGGUAGCAGUAGAAAAAAACCUGUCAAGUAUCUUCCAAAUCAAGCCCUAUCUGAUGCAGAGUGCAACUGUCAGAAAGGUAGGCAGCCUUCUGAGGCACAAAACGCAGUAUCUGAGAAGUUACAUAUGUUGGAGUCAGAGUCUUAUGUGGAUGAUGCUCUGAAAAAGAGCAACAGAUUGUGCAAAAAGCAAGAACCAUCUGAAAUCCUGGCUGUUUCAACCAUCACAGCUGCCCAAGUCAUGCAAGCCAAGCUAUCAAAGAGGCUUCAAGGUAAAAGAAAAACCCUCAAAGCUAAACUAACUCAGCCAGUUGUUGCAAAUGCUAAUACUCCUCUGCCAAUGAAAUGCUCAUCUGAGAAUAUCAAUAAAAUUAGGCAAGAGAUGGGUCCUCCUCUACCCCCCUUGCUACUGCCUUUGAUUGCUACUCCUCCAAAAGCCGCACGUACCACAUCCUCAGCGAUGUCUUCUACUGAUCCAUCCUCUUUGCUUUCCCCUCUUGAUGACUUGAUAUCCCCGCUACAUGAAACUCCUGUUCCUCCUCUCAUGUCUCCAUUGACAGACACUCCAACAGUAAAAUCUGCUCUUUUAUUUUCCCCUCCCUCACCCUCAGAAGCUGCAGUAGGCAGAAGGAUUCGCUCCUCACCUUUGAAAUUUUGUACUUCCAUUCCAAAGCACGCGCUUCCUGUCCCCGGGAGAUUGCCUCUGUUGGCAGCCGAUGGCCCUGCUCCAGGCGCUCCUCAGGAGAACUCUGUGAAAAUAUUGGACACUAUGUAUCCAGAGCUGUCUGCAAGGGCAAGGACACUAAACAUUCUGAAAGGCAAUAUUCAGCUGAACCGAUGUGCUUUUUCAGACAGCCAAAGUUUGACAGGACCUGUGGCUCAAAUAGGUGGGUUCAAAGCAAUUGCAUCUAAAUCCACGGCGUUUGUUAAAACUGGCAGCAAUUUGAAAGCUGAGAAUCAUAAAGAUCAAGACGGAGAUGUGCAGAAUCAGCAGUUGUUUCCUUGCUCAUCAAAUCAUCUUGAAAAAGGGACCCUAUUGCCAAUGCCUAUGCCAAGAAGUGCAAAGAGACUGAGGCUGGACAGUGAACCAUCAAAGCUAGAGCCCAAUGAUACUGCUGCUGUCAGAAACACUAAAAAUAUGGUCUCAGAAACACAGGAGGCUUCUCAUGACAAAAGCUGUGAAAUCAGUAAGUCAGCACAUGGUUCCAGUUUAGAAGCAUCACUACCAGUAAACAAAGCUACUGAACUCGACAGCCAGAAAGUGUCUUUGGCAUUGAAGAAAAUUGCUGAAUCCUGUUUUGACUUAUUACCAGUUAUAAAAGGUCACGUGUAUGUCGGCAAUACCUCAAAGAUUCCAGUAAUGAGAGAUGAAGAGAAAGAAGUUGUCUAUGAAUUUGGUGUAAAAAACAAGCAUUUAGCAGAGUCCUUGCUGCAUGGUAUUCUCAAUAAACUAAAGGCUCAGAAGAGUGCCACAAAUUAUAACUUCAACCAGGCUCUGUGUCGAGUCUAUACAGGAAUUUGUCGCCAGCUGGGAGAUUUGGAACGAGCUCGCCUUUUCUGCUAUAGCCUCCUUAAAGAAGGCUUUCCAGACUCAGAAAAAUUGACAUUAUUUAUCACAAAUGUAUGGUCUGACAUAUUUGUCUUCCAAGGUGCAAUUAACAAAGCUAUGCAAUUAGUUGUCCGGCAGAAUGCAAGCAAUGACACGCUGUCCUGUUUGGGUGCUUACCUCAACUGGGAACAGAGUUCCUCUUUAGAUGCUGGUACUAUGGUCUCAAACCUGCUUUUAGAAAUGCAGUCAUGUCCAAAAGUAGAAUUUCAGCUGAGUGAGUGGUAUGGAGAAGAUCUGAGUGAAGAUGCUUGGCAGUAUAUAUUUGCUGUUGAUCUACUCUGCUGUCACCUGAAGUGGGACUGGACACAUGACAAUGUUAUAAGCAAAGUGCUUUGGCCUUCUAUGGAUAAAUGGAUAAAGAAGAGAAAGGGGCAUGAAACUGCUCAGUCCAUUCCUGAUAGUGUUAUAGCAUCGACACUCAGGCUGAUUGGUCGAUUGAGCCACAUAGGUGUGAAGGAAGGAUGUCUUGCUGCAGUGAAGAAUAUUAGCUCUGUAAUUGGACUGUUUGUACAGCACGCAAAAGAGGAAGGUGUUCCCUGGGGUGUGCAGCUGGCAGCUGUGUAUUCACUGUGUGACUUAGGUUCAAGCAAUCCAGAAGGUAUUGUUGAGACCAUCCAAGCUUGGAAAGCAACAGUUGUUAACAACGUCCCUCCGGCUGUCACAGAUAGCAUAGCUGAAAUCACUUCUUUGUGUAAAAUGGAGCUGAACUGAAGUCUAGGGAAGUGGACUGAUCUAAAGGAAGAAGUGCCUUAUUUUACUGAGCAGUAAUUAGCUGCAGUUUUAAAGGGGACACACCACAUUGUAGGUUUUUACAUUUUUAACAGAAUCUCUGAUCACUCACAGCAAGCUGAAAUAUUUUGACUCUUCUGUUUGAGGGAAGAGGUUAAAAAAAAUACACAGACAAAACCAAAACAAACAGAAAACAAGCUUGAUUUUUAAUAAUAACUCAUCACUGAUCUGCAAAAACCAGGACAUCUUUGACUCCUGAGAUGGUUGCUGGUUUGAUGUCAGUAAAAUUUAGUAAUAGUUUCAUUAUUUUACUUCCAUUGGUUUGGAGCAUGGACUGUUUGACACAACAGAAGCUUGAGCCUGGCUGAAAAACCUGGCUGUUAUUUUGUACUGUAUUUAUAAAGUAACUGUCUAGAUAGCAGAACCUUGCCCAGAUUCUGCUUUAUUUUGCUUGAGUAGUCUCAUAACCUUAAUUUAAAAUACUUGUGUAUGACAGGUAGGAAGUGACUUUUUGUGUAACAAUCUUGUAUAGAGUAACAGAGAGAAGAAAUCUCUGAACUUGUAUAUAUGGUAUAUUCUGAUAAUGUGUCUCACAUUUGAUAUUGUUCCACUUGGGGAAUUUUGUGUAUGUAAAUAGAAAGUUGGUUCAAAGAAAAAGUUCACCUUUCUAAUGAUCGCUUCACUACACUCUGUGUUUUUAUAUCUUUCGUAAUAAAAGAA